GCCGCUUCUGGUCACCGUCCACAACCAGACCAUCAGCCUGCCGAACGACAGCGUUACCCUGCAGGCCGAGGUCCGGCCGCCGCCGCCAGCAGACACGCAGUACCGGUACGAGUGGCAGCUGCUGCCGCCCGAUGGCGACGCGGCGGCCGCCUCCGACGAGGCGAGCAUGAGCGACGCGGCGCACCGGCAGCUGCACCUGGACGGCCUCAGCCGCGGCGUGUACGUGUUCCGGCUGCGCGUGUGGGGGCCGCACGCGUACGGCGAGACCUUCGCCAACGUGACCGUGUUACCGGCGCCCCGCGCCAAUCGUCCGCCGGUGGCGGUCGUCUCGCCCGCCAACCAGACGCUGCAGCUGCCCAACACCAAGGCUCUGCUGGACGGCUCGGCCUCGACCGACGACCAGCCCGAUGACCUGACCUACCGCUGGGAGGUGGUGCAGGCGCCGCUCGGCUAUCAGCAGCAGCUGGACAGCUCGGCCACCCUCCAGCUGGAGAACCUGACGCCCGGCAACUACACCAUACGGCUGACGGUGGAGGACAGCGACCACGCGACGGACUCGGCCGAGGCCCACAUCAGCGUGCUGCGCGAGAUCGACUACGCCCCACAGGCGAACGCCGGCGAGGACGUGAUCGUGUACCUGCCCAA
Messenger RNA from Pollicipes pollicipes, 645 nucleotides. Its product is annotated as dyslexia-associated protein KIAA0319-like protein. NCBI's taxonomy places the organism in Eukaryota, Metazoa, Arthropoda, Thecostraca, Pollicipedomorpha, Pollicipedidae. Gene Ontology annotation, cellular component: membrane; cytoplasmic vesicle. Gene Ontology annotation, biological process: neuron migration. The record is from RefSeq and is a predicted model, not a curated record.